GGAAAUUGACUAUUUACUCUAUCUAAAUUCUACAAAAACUUGUCUAAAUCUCUCUCGGAAUUGGAUCUAUCACUUUCUUCAACAUCUCGAAUCCUCACGCCGCGGCCAGAAUUGCAGAAGUAGCAGCAGAUCAAGCUUGGAAGGAAACAUGGAGUCUGGUUUAACUAUCACCGCCCAAAAGCAUCGUAAGAAUAAAUCAACAUGUGAAGACGACUUAUUCUACAAGUUAACUGAAUCACUUAUAACUCACAUCAUCUCUUUUCUCCCAACCAAAGAUGCCGUUCGCACUUGUGUCUUAUCUAAACAAUGGAAACACCGUUGGACUUUCCUUACCAAACUCUCCUUACUUGAUCAUCAUGAUUCUUCCCCUUCUUCCAACUUUGUAAGUUUUGUUACCAGAGCACUGCUUCUUACUCGCACGGAAACAAUUUCCCUUUCCCUCUCAGGUCAAUACGACCUAUCCCUUCUUGAUGCAUGGUUCGGUAUAAUGUUAUUAGACCGAACACUCAAAAAUCUCCGAAUCCAUUCACAUUUUAAACUUCCCUUCUCUACAUUUGCGUCUAAUUCUCUUUUCAAAAUUACCUUAUUGUUGGAAAAAUUGGAAUUACACCCUGAGUCAAUUUCCCGCAUUAAAGUUCCCUCAAAACCUGAUAUUCAUUUUGGAAACCUAAAACAUCUCAAAUUGUGUAAAAUCAAAUUUAAGACCGACUCAACCAUAUCCCCCGACCAUAUUGACCUUAGGUUCCCACACCUAACAAAGUUUGAGGCUAUAAACUGCUCUUGGUUUCUUGAUUCUGGAGCGGUCUAUGUACAUGCGCCUCUACUUCAAAGCAUAAACAUUAAAAAUGGCAGUUGCUUGUUGUAUGGAGAGGACAACUCUGCUAUCAAUUUUGUAAGUUCUUUGCAUCUGCAAGAAUUCACUUUUGCAGGUUAUUGUAUACCACAAGGCAUUAUAAUACCGUUCCCAUAUUAUGCUUAUGCUACAACCGCUAUAGAAAAGGGUCCAGUUUAUUCACCAAAUCACUCAAUUUUUGGCCUUCUUAGCCAAUUCAGUAAUGCAAAGCAAAUCAGAUUUCAGGAUCUGGCACCACCACCACCACCACAACUAUGUGUAUUUUCAAUGUUGACGAACUUAGAGGUUUUCUUCGUUAGUGUUGAUGUUCUCUUAGCUUUACUUCAAAAAUCACCAGUUCUUAAGAUACUAACUCUCAAGGGAAUACAUGAAUUUGCGGAAGAGCGUUUGAAUUCUGCUGUUGUGCCAAAAUGUUUCGCAUCUCUUGAGGAUGUGAAUUUGGAAGUUGAUGGAGUCCAGCAUGAGCUGUUUUUAGCUAAAUUUUUUAUGGAAAAAGAUAGAUGGACAUACCAAUUCCAUACACCCCCAUAUACACCCCUUAUGUGGCAUGGGUAUUUUGGAAAUUUCACACAGCUUUCUCUUUCUCACCCUCUUCUCUCUCUUAGAUCUACCUUUCUUCUCCUUCUCGCUCUGCCUCUCACUCACCCGCCACCACCACCAGCCACCGCCGCAUGCUUGCCCUUCGCCCCACCUCUCCAUUUGAUGGUCGGCCGUUGGUCCUCCUCUCUCUUUCUCAUCGACCGCCACCACCACCACCUUCAUCACCGGUCACCACCAUAAUUGGAAAAUUCUAAUCUCUGAAAAUUGCAAGGAGUGGUUCUUUGAUAGUAUUGCUCCAGAUCUUCUAAAAAAUUGUAUAUUUUCAAUUUGCAAGGAUUAUUCGGAACAGACCUGUGCAAAUUCCUGGUUGGAUUAUUAAAGACAUUCUGAUAUCUAAUGUGAAGUCGAAACACAUAAAGACAACCAAUUUUGAACGUAUGAAAGAAUUGUUGUUACGACAUUGCCAAAUUAUGGUAUGUUGUUCAUUUAUUUAAAUGCAGAGAAAAAAUGGUUACGUCUUUGACAAAUUAUGGUUAUAUUAUUCGCUUAUUUGGUUAUCUGUAAGUUACAUGUGCAAAAAAAAAAAAUCAAUUCGAGUCAAUUUGUGAGUGAGACAUUCAAAGUUAUCACCAUCCAUGUACUUCAAAUUAUUAAGGGCAGCAUAUUUUAUGCUGUUAGGUCGGAUAUGAGAAUGACGACCAAUUUUGAAUGUAGGGAAAUAAAUGGUUACGCAUUUGACAAAUUAUGGUUAUAUUGUUUGUUUAUUUGGUUAUCAAGUAAGUUCAACAGGAACACUUGUAAUUGGUUUAAUAGCAGGAGCAAGUGUGUUAGCAGCAGGUCCAUUCUCUGGUGGGUGAAUCAACCAUGCAUGUGCUUUUGGUUCUGCUUCCAUUGCUAGAACAUUCAGGAAUCAAGCUGUCUAUUGGGUUGGUCUUUUGGUUGGUGCAGCUGUUGCUGGUCUUCUUUAUGAUAAUGUGUUGUUCCCUUCUCAGAAUUCAGAUUCUAUUAGAGGGGUUUCAGAUGGAACAGUUAGGAUGUAAUCUUAUCAUUUGCUUAAAUAAUUGUAAGUUACUUGUGUUGUUACAACUUACAAGUAUAUGAAUGUUCCAUAUAUUUGGCUUCUUGAUUUUAACUAAGGCGUAAAAAUA
Messenger RNA from Medicago truncatula (barrel medic), 2541 nucleotides. RefSeq names its product putative FBD-associated F-box protein At5g56690. NCBI's taxonomy places the organism in Eukaryota, Viridiplantae, Streptophyta, Magnoliopsida, Fabales, Fabaceae. The record is from RefSeq and is a predicted model, not a curated record. The transcript has 5 exons. Bases 149 to 1633 code for a protein of 494 amino acids. Gene Ontology annotation, molecular function: protein binding.